Molecule: messenger RNA, 441 nt
Organism: Saccoglossus kowalevskii
Lineage: Eukaryota; Metazoa; Hemichordata; Enteropneusta; Harrimaniidae
Product: C-type lectin mannose-binding isoform-like
Source: RefSeq, a predicted model, not a curated record
AUGGCUGCCACCAGAGUUUGGACCGACACCAUACAAAGAAGAACCUGUCCCAGUGGGUUCGUAUAUUGGGCCGACAAUGGUUAUUGUUAUAGAUACUUCACGUUUCUUUAUACUUUCAAUGAUGCUGAUAUUUACUGUGGGACGCUAGCAGCUGGGUGUAAAUUAGCAUCAAUUCAUUCAAUAAUGGAAGAAGGCUUUGUAUAUAAAGUAGUUGGCACUAACGAGGUUGAGUUCUGGAUUGGACUGAACGACAUUGGACAGGAAGGAAGUUGGGUUUGGACGGAUGGUAGUCCUUAUGUAUGGUCAAAUUGGGAUUGUGGCGAGCCAAACAAUAACGAUGGAGAAGAUUGUGUACAUAGUAAUUUCGCCUUGAGUAACCGAUGGAAUGAUACUCCAUGUGACACCAAAUAUGGAUUUGUUUGUAAAGUUAAAGCAACCUAA